AUGCCUCUUGGGAGCACAGAUCCCUGUAGAUAUGGUGUCACCGUAGUAUGUGAAGAGCUUUAUGACGGCAGCCAUCUUCAGGUUAUCCUUGAACCUGUGGUGAUGGAGAGAUGCUGUUACAAAUCCGCUGCCCGUGUUGGCGUGUUGGUGUGUGAUUCUGUGACCGGAAACGCAAACACGUCUUAUGAGCUUCCAGUUUGUUGA
Messenger RNA from Penicillium malachiteum, 204 nucleotides. RefSeq lists its product as uncharacterized. The transcript is spliced from 2 exons. The record is from RefSeq and is a predicted model, not a curated record. The coding region runs from base 1 to 204 and encodes 67 amino acids. Lineage: Eukaryota; Fungi; Ascomycota; Eurotiomycetes; Eurotiales; Aspergillaceae.